Molecule: messenger RNA, 1092 nt
Organism: Sungouiella intermedia
Lineage: Eukaryota; Fungi; Ascomycota; Pichiomycetes; Serinales; Metschnikowiaceae
Source: the annotation of a GenBank genome assembly
AUGACGACCCCGUUGCCGGCCAUUAUCAAGGCGUUCCAGGGCGCGCUUGAAUUCUGGAGCAUUAAUUGUUCCGAUAAAGAUUUGAGUGCCAUUCCACCCGCAAAGACUAACGAUCCACUCGCUGAAGUAGUGAAGAUCGCUAAGCUCAUCAAGGCCCAUACUACCAAAGUUGGUAUCAUUUUCGAACCUUCUAAGUUGAAAAAACAAUCAGAAGCUGCAGAGAAAACCGUCACCGACAUGUCUAAGUCCUAUGUGCUCUUCAUGUCGGCGUUGGCACAGGUAUCUCCAUCGAAAGUGUCAGAGCUCUUUUACAAAGAGAUCUUGAGCAAGUCCCAAGACCUUCUUGACAAUACCAUAGCAUUUUGUAAGGAGCUAGCCGUUUUGGAGGAUGAAGCCAGUAACGGAGAAACGAAAGAUGAAGAAACAACCACAGACGAACCUUCUAACCAGGUGAAUACGAGACUAGUGUCUGUAGGCAAGUUGUGGACCAACUGUGAUGACUUGGUCAAGCUUGUGGAGGCCGGAAACUUAAAGUUCCUCGAAAGAAAGACUAAGAUGCAUCUUACACUCAUAGAAGAUGGCUUGGACGAGUUUUCAGAGUGGGCAGAGAACCCAGAGGAAGUGGAUGACGAGGAUCCAUUUGGGCUUGACGACAGUUAUUCAGAUACAGAGGAGGACAAGGUUCCCUCUCUUGAAGAAGACUACAGCGAUAAUGACGACGAUAAUCUGGAGAAGCGUGAGCAUCUUAUAUCAUACUGUAAACUGUGGCUUCAGAAGUUCAAGUUGGUAAAGCUCCUCUUCUUCUCCAUUAACAAGUCGUUGCCCACCAUUCCUGCGGGAUCAGAUAUCGACGAAAUCUACAGAGUGGAAGCAUUGAUCUGUAAAGAAGUGGAUCAACUUAUUGUGGAGUUGAUGUUGAACCAAAUAAUUGACGACGAAGUUCAUGAGCACUCCACCGCGAUCGACAGGGCCUGCUUCAGUAUUCUUAAUAUCAUCAAGAGAGCCAACAAGAACAAUGACACCAAGACUAAAUGGUGUGGCUCGUGGCUGGCUAAAUUUACCGAAAUCCUGGACUCCAUGUAUAAGAAAUAA